Molecule: messenger RNA, 615 nt
Organism: Theileria annulata
Lineage: Eukaryota; Apicomplexa; Aconoidasida; Piroplasmida; Theileriidae
Exons: 7
Coding region: 1-615 (204 amino acids)
Source: RefSeq, a predicted model, not a curated record
AUGAAAGACAGAGCAUUUGUUACAAAUAUCUGGCAUUUAUCUCUUGCAAUCCUCACAUUUAACUAUAUUCAUUACAGUUUUUGUCUAAAUAAAUCCAAAUUUGAAGCACAGGCGGACUUGUUCAAAGACAUAGCCUCCAAAUUGAAGGUUGCAAGUGAAUCGGUUCCUACCCAGUCACAAGUGGUUCGUACGCCUUUAAAAUACAUGCUCGUUAGUAUUGAUGAUGAAGCACUAAAGAAAAUCGAUGACAAAAUCAGAAAAGAAGAGUCUGAGGAUGCUAAGGAGCACGGAAGCUGCGGUGACAUUUCCUAUGAAAGAGAUUAUUCUUUCGAAUGCCCAUCUGGUAAAAUUAGUAAUAUAAUAAUUAAAUCAGGGUGGACUCUAACCGAUGACGGUACUUGCUGGUAUGAAGUAGAGGGGAUGAAUUACAAGGGCAACUGCGACUCAAGGCAAUCUUUCAAGUGGUUUUCAGUUGAUCAGAAAAGAGAUAUAGUUAGUUUAGUUAUUGAGAAUAAGUGUUGUGCAUUUUGGCCUAGGAAAUUGACUGCAAGGGAGGCUGUUUCCAGAGUUGGUAAAAUGGAACUUGUUCAUGGAAGCGUUCGUUUUUCUAAUUAA